Messenger RNA from Solanum tuberosum (potato), 2656 nucleotides. RefSeq names its product serine/threonine-protein phosphatase 6 regulatory ankyrin repeat subunit B-like. NCBI's taxonomy places the organism in Eukaryota, Viridiplantae, Streptophyta, Magnoliopsida, Solanales, Solanaceae. The record is from RefSeq and is a predicted model, not a curated record. Gene Ontology annotation, molecular function: protein binding. The coding region runs from base 399 to 2399 and encodes 666 amino acids. The transcript is spliced from 2 exons.
CUAUUUUCUCUUAUUGUUAUUUGUAUUCUUGAAGCUACUUCAACUAUUGAUUAUUGUGUGUACUCUAAGCUUUAACAUUACACAUUAUAUUUGAGUAUUAAUUCUUCUCUUUUGAGUACAUGUUUAUCAAUUUACUAGUCGGUAUACGUAUAUUAUAUAUCCACAAGCUAUUUUUAGUACUUAUCACAGUAGGGUCUUCUCUUAUUAUUAUCUUUAAGUACUACUAGUUGUUUUGUGGGUCAAGUUCCUUAUGUCAUUCAUUCCUAUCUCUUUGCGAUUGUUAACUGUGAAGUUUUCUUGUUGCAGAAUCUUCAAUUUUCCCUCUGGAACUUGUUUGGUAAAAUUUGAGCUUUGUUGCUCCAGUUAUCUGUGCACUCAUAUAUAAUCUGUUUGUUAGAAUGCCUCCAACGUAUUUUCCUCUUCGGUGGGAGAGCACAGGGGAUCAAUGGUGGUAUGCUUCGCCAAUUGAUUAUGCAGCUGCUAAUGGUCAUUAUGAUUUGGUUCGUGAGCUUCUUCGAUUAGAUGGAAAUCACCUUAUUAAGCUCACUUCACUUCGUAGGAUUCGAAGGCUUGAGUCUGUUUGGGAUGAUGAAGAACAGCUUGAUGAUGUGGCUAGAUGCCGCUCUCAGGUUGCUAGAAAACUGAUGCUUGAAUGUGACACCAAGAAAGGGAAAAAUUCACUUCUUAAAGCUGGAUAUGGUGGUUGGCUUUUAUAUACUGCUGCCUCUGCUGGAGACCUGUCUUUUGUUCAAGAAUUGCUUGAAAGAAACCCGCUUUUGGUGUUUGGAGAAGGGGAAUAUGGUGUCACUGAUAUAUUAUAUGCUGCUGCUAGGAGUAAAAGUUGUGAUCUUUUUAAGGUUCUGUUUGAUUUUGCUAUCACCCCGAGGUUUCUGGUGCGUGAUGGUGGUGGUGAGAUGGAUAAACAUAUUGGUGAGGUUCCAUCGGCUUAUAAGUGGGAGAUGAUGAAUAGAGCAAUUCAUGCUACUGCUAGAGGAGGUAAUCUUCAGGUACUGAAGGAGCUUCUUGCUGAAUGCUGUGAUGAUAUCUUAGCUUAUAGAGACAUUCAGGGUGCAACACCCUUGCAUGCAGCUGCUGGCAAGGGACAGGUUGAGGUUGUCCAACAUCUUAUAAAAAGUUUUGAUAUUAUUAACUCCACAGACAAUCAAGGCAACACUGCACUACAUAUUGCUGCUUCCAGGGGCCAAUUAGCUGUUGUUGAAGCUUUAAUUGUUGCAUCAAGCUCAUUGGUCUAUUUGAGAAACAAUGCCGGAGAAACAUUUCUCCAUGUCGCCAUUACUGGUUUCCAAACUCCUUGUUUCCGUAGAUUGGACCAUCAAAUCCAGCUCAUGAAGCAAUUAGUUUGUGGGAAGUUUUUCAACAUUGAAGAAAUUGUCAACGCUGAAAAUAAGGAUGGUAGAACCGCACUUCAUUUGGCAGUCAUUGGAAAUAUUCAUUCUGAACUUGUGGAAUUACUAAUGACUGUCCGCUCUGUGAAUGUCAAUACUCGUGAUAAGGAUGGAAUGACACCACUUGAUAUCCUUAGGCAACGGCCACGUUCUGCUUCAUCAGAACUCCUCACAAAACAGUUGAUCUCUGCUGGGGGGAUUUUUAGUCAACACGAUUAUUCAGCAAGGAGAGUUGUAGCAUCGCAUUUAAAAAUGCAACACGUAGGUAGUAGUCCUGGCACUUCCUUCAGAAUCUCUGACACCGAAAUCUUCUUAUACACGGGCAUUGAGCGUGAUGGCAAUGAAAGCGCAGAUCUGAGCACCUCAACUGAUGUGAGUCAACAUAAUGUGAACACUGAAAAUGAUUGUUCUAGAAAUGAGGGUAAAACCAAUUCUGCAAAUAAUGCUGCACAAAGGCUGAAACGCUUUUUCUAUUGGCCAAAAAUAAGGAAAGGAGAUACUCAGAGGCUCAAGAAAUUGGCGGAUCAAAGUUCUGCUAGAAAUUCAGAAGCAGCACCAGUUCCUCUUCGACAGAGAUUCUCCAAGCCUUCCUCUCUUCCAAACAACAAGCGGACACUCUCUGUUAGAAGUAACCUUCCAAGUCCAACAGCUAAGAAGAAACUUGCUUCAGGGCUAGUAAAUGGUGUCAUGCUGGCCAUACCACAUCUUAGUGUCCGCCGUAGAUCAUCUUGCUCUAGUUCAUUCUCAAUUUCAUCAGUGUCUUCACACACUUCAUUGGACCAACAAAAGGCCACUCAAAUUGAGAAUGAGCUUGCUAGACCUUCUAGUUCUAAUCACGUAAGGGCAAAAUCAUCAGAUUCGAUAUACAAACAAAACAAGAGUUUGGUGAACCAGUACUUGUGUUUUGGUGCUUCAGAACAAACUGUCAAAGCCACUUCAAGUGAACUGAGGCCAUAUGAAAUUUACGAGCGCUCUGUUCUAUCCACGGCCUGAUCUUCUAGACUGUGAGGAAUAUAAUCAGAAAUGGAACUCAUACGGUGGACUCCAUUAAUUUGGCAGGUCAAGUGUCCCCCAUAGUUUAAUAGCCUACAAGAAGUAGUAUCUUCGCUCUGUUUGAUGUUUUAAUUACAUUUUGUAACACCUCUGUCGGUUGUAACUUAAAGAACUAAUUUGUCAAGCUUUCUUAAUUGUAGUUGUGUGCAAGUUUUUCUUGAAGAAGGAUGUAUAAUAAAAAUAUGCUUUUACUUUUA